Phaethon lepturus (White-tailed tropicbird) is the source of this 398-nucleotide messenger RNA. Its product is annotated as pleckstrin homology domain-containing family A member 8-like. Gene Ontology annotation, biological process: retrograde transport, endosome to Golgi; endosome organization; receptor recycling. The annotation marks the transcript as partial. The transcript has 3 exons. Gene Ontology annotation, cellular component: recycling endosome; trans-Golgi network; early endosome. The record is from RefSeq and is a predicted model, not a curated record. NCBI's taxonomy places the organism in Eukaryota, Metazoa, Chordata, Aves, Phaethontiformes, Phaethontidae.
GCUGGCAGCCUCGAUGGUUUCUUCUCUGUGGUGGCAUCCUGUCCUAUUAUGACUCUCAGGAAGAUGCCUGGAAGGGUUGUAAGGGAAGCAUCCAAAUGGCCGUGUGUGAAAUUCAAGUUCAUCCUGCAGAUAACACACGAAUGGACCUGAUCAUCCCAGGGGAGCAAUACUUCUAUCUGAAGGCAAGAAACGCAGUUGAAAGGCAAAAGUGGCUGGUUGCGCUAGGAACUGCCAAAGCCUGUCUAACUGACAGCAGGACACAGAAGGAAAAAGAGUUCACUGAAAACACAGAAGCCUUGAAGACUAAAAUGUCUGAACUUAGACUGUACUGUAACCUCCUUGUUCAGCAAGUGCAUAAGACGAAGGAAGCCAGCAUUUCUGGUGUAUCAGAACCAGAG